AUGGGCAACACGACAUCCUCAGGGCCCAAAAUUACGCCACAGGAUAAGGCAAUAUUGCAACUGAAAUUGCAAAGAGAUAGGCUUCACAAGGUUUCUGUGAAAAUUCAGACAGUCGUUGACAGAGAGACAGAGAUCGCCAAGCAAUGUGUCAAACAAAAUAAUCGAAGAAAAGCCCUCCUGGCUUUGAAAAAGAAGAAAUAUCAACAGAACCUACUUUCAACCGUGGAAAAACAAGCUGAAACGUUGGAAGAGCUGAUAAAUACGAUUGAGUUCAAGCUAAUUGAAAAAGACUUUGUUUACGGCCUGGAACAGGGUAAUCAAGUCCUCAAAAACUUAAACAAAGAACUGAGCAUAGAGAAAGUGGAUAAAAUAUUGGAUGACUCAGAGGAAGGAAUCAGGUAUCAGGAAGAGCUGAGCGAGAGACUAGGAGAACUUAUGUCCAAAAGUCUAGAAGACGAGGUGGAUCUGGAGCUCGCGGAACUGGAAAAACAGGAAAGAGCAAAGGAGGCUCCCAAAAAAGAUGUCGCAUCCCAGCUUCCAGACGUUGUCAACAAACCUUUGCCCGAUAUCAAACCGAAGCAACCAGAAGAGCGCGAAGAGGAGCAGCCCGCCACACUUCCUGCAUGA
This is a messenger RNA of Ogataea haglerorum, 627 nucleotides long. RefSeq lists its product as uncharacterized. The record is from RefSeq and is a predicted model, not a curated record. Gene Ontology annotation, biological process: late endosome to vacuole transport via multivesicular body sorting pathway; vesicle budding from membrane. The transcript has a single exon. Lineage: Eukaryota; Fungi; Ascomycota; Pichiomycetes; Pichiales; Pichiaceae. The coding region runs from base 1 to 627 and encodes 208 amino acids. Gene Ontology annotation, cellular component: ESCRT III complex; multivesicular body.